This is a messenger RNA of Cervus elaphus (red deer), 9234 nucleotides long. RefSeq names its product collagen type XXVII alpha 1 chain (gene COL27A1). The transcript has 61 exons. Bases 1846 to 7329 code for a protein of 1827 amino acids. Gene Ontology annotation, molecular function: extracellular matrix structural constituent. Lineage: Eukaryota; Metazoa; Chordata; Mammalia; Artiodactyla; Cervidae. The record is from RefSeq and is a predicted model, not a curated record.
UCUAUACUCCCUUGCUAUACUUUGGAAGUUUCUGGGUCAAGUGCACAAGGAAUCCAGGUCUGAGAGGGUCAGUUGCAUUUGUUGAGGUGAAUGAAAGGGAGACAAAUAUAUUUUUAAAUAGCUCUUUCAGAGCUGAAAUUCUCGAGUUAGUAACCAUGGUGUUAGGAAGCUUAAUUGAAGGGGCUAGUCUGAUCCCAUCUCCCCUGGGAGUCUUCUUUCUCCUGGGAUUACAAAUAUUGCCUCUGAAUUUAUCCUUUUAUUCUCUACAGGGUAGUCACCUUGGCAUAACUCCAGCAGGAGAAAUUGACCGAGAAGGAUGUGCGUGGUUCUUGUACCUUCCCCUCUCCACCUGGCCUGUCUUUAUCAGCUUGGGGAACAUCCAGAAGGGUGGAUGUGACGACACAGGGAGAGACUCAAGGAAUGAGGGCUGGUGCCUGGAAAAGGCUGGGAAAAGAGGAGACUGAAAGGAGAUGGAACAGAAACUAGUGAGGCUGCAGGAACACUGCAGAGCAAGGAGCACUGUCUUCUGAGGAGGUCUUCUCGGGAGAAAUGAGUUCUCUGGUCCUCUGGUUUCAGGGACUGCUGACCAACAGAAAGGGCAGUUGAUUUCUUUAUUGCAGAACUUCUCAGAGCCUUUGAUACGCAGUUGUGCUUUGGAACUACCAAGAGUAGGAUGUAGGAGAUGGCUCUUCCCCAGUAGAUCUGGCCAGCUUCCUGGAGUAGCUACCUGGUGGGUAUGGGAAAUUGUACUGAAGACCUGUGUCCUCAGAGUCUGCCCAUGGUGACCUUGAGAAAGUACCUGCCCUCCCUAAGGCUCAGUUUCUGUAAAAUAAAAAAGAGCUGCCUCUUAUGGUUUGUCGCAGCUGAUGGGGCUACUAUUUGCUCUAAGUAGGCAGGACAUGCCAGAAGGGUCAGCCUCUACCCCUCUCCCAACUGAGGGCAGCUAGGCACUGACCUUUCACUGUUGCUGGUGGUAAGCUGGAGACAGGGAGGACAGGUCCCACGUAAAAAGCAUUCUCACGGCAGUGGCAGCAGAUUGGAGAAGAGAAGGAAGGAGCAAGGGUUAUCCAGGAGCAUCCUUGGAAAAAGUCAGAGGUGGGGUGGGCCUACUGGCAUUAAGUCUUUGGGAAGAUACUUUUUUUAAAGUCCAGAGUCCUGUAGUUCCAGAUGAUACUCAUUUCUUCUGUAAAAAUACACUGAACACUUACUACAUGCCUGCCAGGUGCUGGGAAUCCAAGACAGACGUAGGCCCUGUCCUUCAGGGAUUUGAGUUAGAAAAUGAGACAGGAAAAUAGAUAUACAUGGGAUACCUUGGGAAAUACAUGCAGCAGACGGUGUGAAAUGACUAGACUCUAACACGUGAGUGGGAGCUGAGCAGGCAAAAGAGUGGAGUCCAGAGCACUUGAAAUUGGCAUGUGCUAAGGCCCAGAAGCCGAAGGCUUUCAAGGGACCGCCAUCAGCGUCUGCGUGCUGUUUCAGCUAGCUUGCCUUAUGCCGCAUGUAAUUCCCAAUUGAACAUGGCUUAAGCAGUAAGGGACUCAUUACCUCCUAUAUCAAGAGGUCCAAAGGAAAAGCCAUAAUAGGAUUGGACAAUUCGGCAUCUCAAGUGUCAUCAAACACCCACCGUUUUUCCGUUCUGGCAUAGUCUCACAGGCUCGUGUGGCUUGUUACUUCAUGUGCACAAAACAGCUGCAGCAGCAAGUCUUCAUUCAACAACAUUCAAAGGCUAGAAGAAAGCCCUUACUGUGUUCCUUUGAAAUGUUUUCUUCGAGGUCCUGAUAGACAUUCCUGACAUCUCAUUGGCCAAAUUUGCGUCAUAUAUGCAGGCCUAAACCAGUCACUGGCAUGGCAGAUUCCCAAGAUGGACUUAGAUCUAUCCAGAGGGGGUUUCUCUUCACCUGGAUCUUAGUCUCGCUCGCCUGUCACCUGGCCUCCACCCAAGGAGCUCCUGAAGAUGUGGACGUCCUCCAGCGGCUGGGCCUCAGCUGGACGAAGGCGGCGGGCGGCCGGAGCCCCCCGCCCCCGGGGGUCAUCCCGUUCCAGACGGGCUUCAUCUUCACGCAGCGGGCCCGGCUCCAGGCUCCCACGGCCGCCAUCAUCCCUGCCGCCCUGGGCACGGAGCUGGCGCUGGUGCUCAGCCUCUGCUCCCAUCGGGUGAACCAUGCCUUCCUCUUCGCCGUCCGCAGCCGGAAGCGCAAGCUGCAGCUGGGCCUGCAGUUCCUCCCCGGCAAGACUGUGGUCCACCUGGGGCCCCGGCGCUCCGUGGCCUUUGACCUCGACGUCCACGACGGGCGCUGGCACCACCUGGCCCUGGAGCUCCGCGGCCGCGCGGUCACCCUGGUGACGGCCUGCGGGCAGCGCCGGGUGCCCAUCUCGCUGCCUUUCCACAGGGACCCAGCGCUCGACCCUGACGGCUUGUUCCUCUUUGGGAAGAUGAGCCCACAGGCGGUCCAGUUCGAGGGGGCCCUGUGCCAGUUCAGUAUCUACCCCGUGGCGCAGGUCGCUCAUAAUUACUGUACCCACCUGAGAAAGCAGUGUGGACAGGCUGACACCUACCGGCCUCAGCUGGGACCCUUCUUCCCCCGAGACUCUGGCACACCCCUCACCUUCCAGAGCGACCCCGCCUGGCUGGGCCUGGAGAACCUGACCACUGCCAUGCCAGCCCUGGGGUCACGGCCGGCAGGCAGGGGGCCUGGGGUGACCGUGCCCAUCAAGCCCACGAGGACUAGCACCACAGGCCCGCCGCAGCCCAUCCCAUCCCAUCCAGCCUGGACCCCCCUGCCCUCCGCCAAGCUAUCAGCCAGUGAAGGGCCUCCUCCCGUGUCCCCGGUCCCUCCCACCAGCUCCCCCAGAUCUGUCCAGCCAUUGCAGAAGAACACAGCCACCAAGACCCCCAAGAGUCACCCUGCCACACCUUUCUCAUCAGCCCUUUCUCCUUCAAUUACCCCGGUCAGAAGCCCCCGCCCCACCCAGAAGACAGCUCUGCCUGCCUUCACAAAGCCAGCCCCACCCACCAAGAAGCUGGUGCCACCUACUUCCCAGCCCAUUUCUGCCAAAGUCUCCCAUUCCACAGCGAAGCCGAUCCAGAGGAACUCCGGCAUGCCCAGACUCCCGCCACCCAGUGCCCGGCCCCUACCUCCAGCUGCUGGCUCCUCUCAAAAGCCUUUGCCCCCAGUGGUCCAGGCUGAGGCCAAGAUGAGUAGUCGUGCCAGUGAGCCGGCUCCUGCCCGCACCAGCACACACAGACCUCCCCCACCCACAGUCCCACCCUCAUCACCUGUCCCCAGUCCUAGCCCUCCCAGGACCGCUCGGCCACUGGCCACAGCGAUGCCUCCCACCCUCGCUCCUGGUUCAGCCUCCACUGGAAGCAAGAAACCCACUGGAUCAGAAGCCACAAAGAAAGCCAGACCCCGGAAGCCCGUCCCGCUCAGAUCCGGGAAGGCAGCCCGAGAUGUCCCGCUGAACGAUCCGACAAGGGAGUCCAGCCCCAGGCAGCCCCGGGCCAGGCAGCAGAGCUCCCCGGCCCCAGCGCGAUUCCUGUCCUCCAGCCCCCAGCCCAUGAGUACUGGCUAUUCGUUCUUCCACCUGGUGGGACCCACACCUUUCCUGCUGCUGAUCGGACCUCCGGGACCCAAGGGAGACUGUGGUUUGCCGGGUCCCCCUGGACUGCCUGGGCUUCCUGGACCUCCUGGCGCACGGGGUCCUCGGGGUCCUCCUGGGCCUUAUGGAAAUCCAGGCCUCCCUGGCCCCCCUGGAGCCAAAGGACAGAAAGGGGACCCCGGGCUCUCACCAGGAAAGGCCCACGAUGGGGCAAAGGGCGACAUGGGCUUGCCCGGGCUCACUGGGAAUCCAGGACCCCUUGGACGAAAGGGACAGAAGGGUUAUCCUGGACCGACGGGGCACCCCGGAGAACAGGGGCAGCCAGGACCCGAGGGUAGCCCAGGGGCCAAAGGUUACCCUGGCAGGCAGGGGCUGCCUGGACCCAUAGGAGACCCUGGGCCCAAAGGCAGCCGGGGCUACAUUGGACUCCCGGGGCUCUUCGGCCUGCCAGGGUCCGAUGGCGAGCGAGGCCUGCCUGGCGUUCCUGGCAAGAGGGGCAAGAUGGGUAGGCCGGGGUUUCCUGGAGACUUUGGGGAAAGAGGCCCUCCAGGACUGGAUGGAAACCCUGGAGAGCUGGGCCUGCCAGGGCCCCCAGGAGUCCCCGGCCUCAUUGGUGACAUGGGAACAUUGGGUCCGAUUGGCUACCCAGGACCCAAGGGCAUGAAGGGACUGAUGGGAAACGUGGGGGAACCCGGACUGAAAGGUGAUAAGGGUGAACAAGGGGUUCCAGGUGUGUCAGGAGAUGCCGGAUUCCAAGGAGACAAGGGAAGCCAGGGCUUGCCAGGGUUCCCAGGCGCACGGGGGAAGCCAGGGCCUGUGGGCAAAGUUGGAGACAAAGGAUCCAUUGGGUUUCCUGGGCCCCCGGGACCUGAGGGAUUCCCUGGAGACAUUGGCCCUCCCGGGGACAACGGCCCAGAAGGUGUGAAGGGUAAGCCUGGAGCUCGAGGCCUGCCAGGACCCCGUGGGCAGCUGGGCCCCGAGGGAGAUGAGGGGCCCAUGGGGCCACCAGGGGUCCCUGGCUUGGAGGGUCAGCCCGGCAGGAAGGGGUUUCCUGGAAGACCUGGCCCAGAUGGCCUGAAGGGCGAGCCAGGCGAUCCUGGAAGGCCGGGGCCUGUGGGUGAGCAGGGACUUCUGGGAUUCAUUGGUCUGGUUGGGGAGCCAGGAAUCAUGGGAGAAAAGGGUGACCGGGGCAUGAUGGGACCCCCAGGCGCGCCCGGACCCAAGGGGUCGAUGGGCCAUCCUGGAACCCCAGGUGUGGUGGGAAGCCCUGGAGAGCCUGGACCUCUGGGUCCUCCAGGAUCUCGAGGCCCACCGGGCAUGCGGGGAGCAAAGGGACGCCGGGGACCCCGAGGACCGGACGGACCAGCUGGGGAGCAGGGGUCCAAGGGCCUGAAGGGCCCGCCAGGACCACAGGGCAGACUGGGCCAGCCUGGGCAGCAGGGCGUGGCUGGCGAGCGGGGCCACUUGGGCACACGCGGCUUUCCUGGCCUCCCGGGUCCCUCCGGUCCCCCAGGCGCCAAGGGCCUCCCAGGAGAACCGGGCCCUCAGGGACCCCAGGGGCCAAUUGGCCCUCCAGGAGAGAUGGGACCCAAGGGACCACCAGGUGCAGUGGGAGAACCGGGCCUUCCUGGGGAAGCUGGCAUGAAGGGUGACCUUGGGCCUCUUGGCAUCCCUGGGGAGCAGGGCCUCAUUGGGCAGCGGGGAGAGCCGGGCCUCGAGGGCGACAGUGGCCCUGCAGGGCCUGACGGGCUGAAGGGGGACAGGGGUGACCCCGGGCCUGAUGGUGAACGUGGCGAGAAGGGCCAAGAGGGGCUGAAGGGCGAGGACGGGCCCCCCGGCCCUCCUGGCAUCACUGGCGUCCGGGGUCCUGAAGGAAAACCAGGGAAGCAAGGCGAGAAGGGCCGGACGGGAGCCAAGGGUGCCAAGGGCUACCAAGGACAGCUGGGUGAGAUGGGCGUCCCUGGAGAUCCUGGACCCCUUGGCACCCCAGGCCCUAAAGGGUCCCGGGGCAGCCUGGGACCAACGGGUGCUCCAGGACGGAUGGGGGCCCAAGGAGAGCCGGGACUGGCCGGUUACGACGGACACAAAGGCAUCAUGGGACCCCUCGGACCUCCUGGCCCCAAGGGUGAAAAGGGGGAACAGGGCGAGGAUGGCAAGGCUGAGGGGCCCCCCGGACCACCUGGAGAUCGGGGCCCCGUGGGUGAUCGAGGAGACCGUGGGGAACCAGGGGACCCUGGAUACCCUGGGCAGGAGGGUGUACAAGGCCUCCGUGGAAAUCCAGGCCAGCAGGGCCAACCCGGGCAUCCGGGACCCCGGGGACGGCCGGGCCCCAAAGGAUCGAAAGGGGAAGAGGGACCAAAGGGAAAGCAAGGCAAGGCUGGGGCCCCAGGACGGAGGGGGAUCCAGGGCCUGCAGGGGCUCCCGGGGCCUCGGGGCGUGGUGGGGAGACAGGGCCCCGAGGGUGUUGCUGGACCAGAUGGGCUUCCUGGCCGUGAUGGUCAAGCUGGACAGCAGGGGGAGCAAGGAGAUGACGGUGACCCCGGGCCCAUGGGCCCCGCUGGGAAGAGAGGAGAUCCAGGUGUGGCUGGCUUGCCUGGGGCACAGGGGCCCCCAGGAUUCAAGGGUGAAAGUGGGUUACCUGGACAGAUGGGACCCCCUGGCAAACGAGGGACAGAAGGUGGAAUGGGGCUUCCUGGGAACCAGGGGGAGCCUGGAUCCAAAGGCCAGCCGGGUGACUCUGGCGAGAUGGGAUUCCCAGGAAUGGCUGGCCUCUUCGGACCCAAGGGCCCCCAAGGAGACAUCGGCUUCAAAGGCAUCCAGGGCCCUCGGGGGCCCCCUGGCUUGAUGGGAAAGGAAGGUAUCAUCGGGCCCCUAGGAAUCCUGGGGCCUUCGGGACGCCAGGGUCCCAAGGGUGACAAAGGCAGCCGAGGGGACUUGGGAUUGCAAGGUCCGAGGGGUCCUCCCGGUCCCAGAGGGCAGCCUGGCCCACCGGGUCCUCCAGGGAGCCCUAUCCACUUUCAACAAGACGACCUUGGGGCAGCUUUCCAGACGUGGAUGGACACAAGCGGCGCACUAAGAGCGGAGGGUUACAGCCAUCCGGACCGGCUGGUGCUGGACCAGGGAGGGGAGAUCUUUAAAACCUUACACUACCUCAGCAACCUCAUCCAGAGCAUUAAGACGCCCCUGGGCACCAAAGAGAACCCCGCCCGGGUCUGCCGGGACCUCAUGGACUGUGAGCAGAAGAUGGUGGAUGGUACCUACUGGGUGGAUCCGAACCUUGGCUGCUCGUCCGACACCAUCGAAGUCUCCUGCAACUUCACACAUGGUGGACAGACGUGUCUCAAGCCCAUCACGGCCUCCAAGGUGGAGUUUGCCAUCAGCCGGGUCCAGAUGAAUUUUCUGCACCUGCUAAGCUCUGAGGUGACGCAGCAGAUCACCAUCCACUGCCUUAACAUGACCGUGUGGCAGGAGGGCACCGGGCAGACCCCAGCUAAGCAGGCUGUGCGCUUCCGGGCCUGGAAUGGGCAGAUCUUUGAGGCCGGGGGUCAGUUCAGUCCAGAAGUGUCCAUGGAUGGCUGCAAGAUCCAGGAUGGCCGCUGGCAUCAGACGCUCUUCACCUUCCGGACCCAGGACCCCCAGCAGCUGCCCAUUGUCGGCGUGGACAACCUCCCUCCUGCCUCAUCAGGGAAGCAGUACCGCCUCGAAGUUGGACCUGCGUGCUUCCUCUGACCUCUGACCUCCUGGCUCCUCUAGGCCUCGAGGAGGAGGGAAGAGGAGAAAGAGGCAAAGGGAGGGUACCUAGGGGUAGGUGGGCCCAGGAAAGGCAGCUCACCUGCCCAGGGAUCCUUGAGCAGACCCCAGCUGUUGUCUGCCCAGUGGAAGAGGCUGAAGGGUAGCAGGACACAUGGGGUGUCCUUGGGAACAGCUGAUCCCAACUCAGCCCCAAACACCAACCAAAGAGCCAGCCAGAGCAAGCUGGGCCUGCAACCCGCCUGAGCCCCAUGGCCUGUCUCCCAGCUCUGCGGCCACCCCCUUCCCUGCCCAGCUUCCUGCCCAAAGAGCCCCACCUUCCAGCCAGCUUGAGAGAAGGGGGCAUCUUGUCAGCUGGUCCCUGCCGGGGAGCUUUGAUGUGCAAUAUUAGAGAGGAGACAUGAAAAAAGGAGAAAAGGAAAGAAGUAUAUAUAUAUUAUUUAAACAAACACAAAGAAGGUGCAUUACUAUUUUUUUUUUUUCAUCUGAGAAAGAUGUGAGAAGAUCAGAGAGAGCAGCCAGGGGGUGGGAAGUGAUGGAUGCAGAGAGGGAGAGGUGAGAUCCUCGGGGCUGGGGGUGUCCACGUCUGCUACCUCCCACUGUGAAAUCGCUGGUGCUCACAAUUGUCUUGUAGUGUAUGUGAUUUUUUAAGGAAAAAAAAAAAACUCUAUUUAAGAUUCUGAAGGUGCUACCAUUUUUGCCACACACUUUGAAGAAACAUUUAGAUGUGGGGUAUCAUCCACGCUUUUCUCUCUCCUCCAAAUAACAAAGUUCGGGGAAUUUUAAAAAUUUUCCUAAUGUCACCCUUGUGCUCAUCAGGUAAUCUGUUAAACAGGAGGUGGGGAAAGAAGGUAAAAGUGAAAAAAAAAAAAAAAGCAAAGCAAAAAAACAAAAACAAAAAAUAACCAGAAACAGAAGUAGGAAAGAUUUACCUUUUAACUUAUGGACUUUGAAAUGCUUGUCCUCUGAAGGCAGGGGGAGGCCUGAGCAUGAAGGAUCUUAUUUUGGCCUUUCUUGGUCUUGGAGGGAAGUUAGCUUAUCUUGGAUGGCGUGAUCUAGACUGAGGAGUCCUGACCUUGAGCUUCGACCCUGAAGAAACCAAUGAGGAGAAUGGGGCAGGGUCAGGACUGGCCUUGCAGGUGGACUGUAAAUACGGACCCAUCUCAUGAAGGCACAGACCAUCUCCUAAGGUCUUCCAUUCUGGAGCUUGUCCUUCCAAGAUAACAGUCAUCACUCUUGCUUUUUCACUGUCAUUCAAUUCUGUAGAAACCCAGUGUUGCUAACUCCAAGUGUAAAUGUGGGCGCAGGAGAAAGGCUUGUUAUGGGAAUCUCAGAGUUCAGCAUGGCAGGACUCACCAGGGUAAUCUGAAUUGUCCUGUAUCAGUGAACCAGUCAGCAUCCAGGUUGGAUUUUUGAGGUCAUUUUAACUAUGGAAUUAUUUUUAUAGAAGGGGAAAUUUUUGUGUCUAUUUGUGAAAGUCUAUUUGUGUCUCUUUUUUUUUUUCUUUCUAAAGUUGUGUCUCUUUGGGAAUUGGAUUUGAUUUUCAUUAUUUAAUACCUCACUCCGGCCCACCACCCCCCCCCCCCCAGCCCACCCCCACACCCCACACCUCACCCCCACUUCCUGUCUCCCUGCCCCGCCCACCGCCCCCUUGCUCCCGGAAGUGCGUUUUUUGUAGCAGCUCGGGCCUCAUCUCAGCCAUCGGUCUCCCAAGCCGCCAGUCUCCACCUGGCCUCUGUCCCGGCGUCUGUCUUGUCCUUGGGUUUCUCUGCUGUCCUCGUUCACGUCUCUGUCCACAUGUCAGUGUGUUAAAACCCAAGUGGGUUCUGUUUCUCCUUUUCCCUUCUGGAUUUUAAAUAAAUAUUUAAAACUGAGGCAAUGGAA